Molecule: messenger RNA, 2511 nt
Organism: Geosmithia morbida
Lineage: Eukaryota; Fungi; Ascomycota; Sordariomycetes; Hypocreales; Bionectriaceae
Product: PPR repeat
Exons: 1
Coding region: 1-2511 (836 amino acids)
Molecular function (GO): protein binding
Source: RefSeq, a predicted model, not a curated record
AUGAGGGCAUCUUUCGUCUGCCGGUCUUGCCACCGGCGGCUUCAGUCUGCCCCCGCGAGGCCAGCUGGCCUCCCCUUGAAUCGUACCGGGGGGUUGGCCCAGCUUGUUGCCGGCCACCGCAGCAUCGCCACCACCGCAACGCCUGGCGACCACAACAAUACCCGAGCCCCUCCCUUUUCCUUACGCAACGGUUCCGAUGUCUCGCCCCCGACCUCGCAGUCGGCCGAGGAGCAGCCUGCAGACCUGGCCCAGCUCGCUGCUGGAAGCCAGGUCAUGAAGGCGCUGACCCAGGGCGCCGCCAUACGUGGUCCCAGACAGCCUGGGAUGCCGAGAGCCAAUGCGAAGGCAUCGAGACGGUCGAAGACGUCCCCGAAGCCAGCAGACGAAGACACGAGUGAUUCUCGCAGCAAGCCAUCCGUCAAGAAGAAAGAAGCAGAGGCAUUUCGAGCAAGGGUUGAGGCGCAGAGAAAGGCACGGUACUUCCAAUGGGGCAAGAUCCGACAUCUGUACCCCGAGUCAGAGCUCCGCGAGGUCAAGAAAGUAUUCAACUCCUGGAAGAGCCUGAUAGCGCAGCUUGAGCUGAACAGGAGCCUCGACGACAAGCCGUGGAUCGAAGACGGAAAAUGGCUCUACUCGUUGAAGACGUCCCGAGAGAUGCGUGGGGCCUGGGAGAAGCUCAGUGUCGAGGAGAGGCAGACGGUGUGGCAACGCGUCAUGAUCUCGACGUUGGAUCGUCACCCUCAGGCGGCCGCCCGUGUGUUGGGUGCCACUCUGGACCCUCUGCCUCCGGGGUACGCCAUCUCAGACGUUCUCAACCUCAUCGCCAAGGGAAUGAAGAAGAACCGGAAGGAGUCGGGAUUGCAGGACCGGGUAUUCGCCGUCCUGCUCCGGAUCCUCAACGACCUGCCUCCCGGUCACAUCCCGUUUUACCAGAGGACUUGGGGCCUCUUUGCCCAAAGCUUGACGGCCGACCAGGCAGCACGCAUCCAUGAGGUCCUCAAGCAGUCUAAUGCCAUGCUGCACCCCAACACGUCACUCCAAUUCGCACGUAAACUCGCAGGAGGGGCUACGGCCAUCAAGCACAAGGGCGCGGCCCUCGAGAUCAUGACAGAGCUGGCCGACGGGGGGAUGGACCUCAACCAGCCACAGCCCGCGAGCGUCAUCACGUCGCUGCUGCACGUCGAGGCUUCCCGGCAGCCACCCGCCGAAGGGGUAGAGGACUUCUCCCCCACGAGGGCGCUCCAGACGUUCAUGGAGAAGGGCUUCCUGCCCAACGUUGUGACGUUCACAGCAUACAUGGACUCCCUCAGCCAGCGCAGGGAGGUGGCCGAGGUGGUCCGUCUCGCCCAGCUCUUCACCAGCAGCGGCCUGAAGCUGGACACCAAAGCGUACGCCACCAUCUUCCGAGGCACCAAGCACAGCUUCAACGCCGAGCACGCCAGAGACGUGCUCGGCAUGUCUCGGGGCACCAAGGUGCCGAUGGUCGACGUGCUGAACAAUGCGCUCCACGCCAUCUUCUCCUUUUCCGAGGUGGAGAUGCGCGAGAAGAAUAUGACGCCAUCCGAGGAGCUGAAGCCCUUCCUGCCCAUGCUCCAGAUCUACGCCAAGAAGUUCGACAUGGCGCCCCUACAGUCACUGAUCCCCGACUCGCUGCCCCUGCUCCUCAUGCGCCAAAGCCAGUCCGAGACCCCGUCCGACGAAGCGGCCGGUGCCGACGGCAACCGCGGCGACUGGUCCACCGGGAGGACCAUACUGCCUGUGGUGGACGACUUCGCGGCCACGACGGGACCGGAGCGCCUGCAACCCAACUCGACGACGCUGUCGACGAUGCUACGGGCCUAUAUCCGCAGUCUGUGGCGGCCGUACGACCUCAUGUCGCUUUACGCCUACUUCAAGUCGCGUCUGACGGAGCGUGAGCACCCAGAGUCUGGGGACAAGAACUACGCGGCGCAGAUCGUGCGCGACCAGCGCAGUCUGAUCCAUGACACACUCAUCCUGGCCAUGAUGCAACAGCCCGGCCUGACACGCCCUGCCCUCGACAUCUUCGGCGACAUGCUCAAGGACAACCUCGGCGGCAACGCGGCGUCGGACGGGGAAGGCGACGACGUCUCAGAGGCAGUGACAGCGACCCCGCCAGCGAUCCCGCCAGCGAUCCAUCCCGUCCCCACCAUCUUCACGUUCUGCGUCCUGAUCAACGGCCUCAUGAGGAGGGGCGAGACGGACCUCGCCGAGCAGGUCAUCCAGAUCAUGAAGGAGAAUGGCAUCGACACAAACGUCGUGACGUGGAACACGCAGAUCAAGUGGUACGCCAUCAUGCAGAACGUGCCGCGGACGGUGGGCGCCCUGCAGGGUCUCGAGGCCGCGGGCUUCAAGCCCGACGGAUACACGUUUGCGGGCUUUGGGAAACUGCGGGAUCAGAAGAGGGCGCUGCAGAUGAUGGAGAAGAUUAUCGACCUCAACAAGCAAAAGGUCGACAGCCGCGGUCCUGCCGACGGCAGCGAGUACUGGUAG